Molecule: messenger RNA, 1152 nt
Organism: Thyridium curvatum
Lineage: Eukaryota; Fungi; Ascomycota; Sordariomycetes; Thyridiales; Thyridiaceae
Exons: 2
Coding region: 1-1152 (383 amino acids)
Source: RefSeq, a predicted model, not a curated record
AUGGCUGCUCAAUCGGGCCCCCGCCAAAACGAGUACUUUGUGCCUCGCGACGGUAUUGACCGCGAGGUCAUUACUGCGGACAUCUGCCGCUAUCUCGGCAACGAUGCUCUUGUCCGCCCGGGAACGUACGAUGAAUCUCACAUCGGUGCGUGGCUAAUUGAGCCUACCAAAACUGAACAAGAACCAAACAACGACGAUGGGCGGUUGCUGAUGUUUUUUUUCUUCCCUUUCCGACUGCAGGCCAUGAUUGCCGAUCUGAAGGCCGACUCACAACGGUGGGACCAAGAGCGAAGGAAACAUGGGUCUAGCCAAAAUGGUACUCAGAUACCGAGAGAUUCACAUGGCCUUCCUUCGAGAAGAUCUAACUCUCCUACAGUUCGAUACACGGAAUCGCAAACGCGCUUCCAGCAGCAGGGUGACCACAGCUACGGCAGCGGUGGCUACCAGAACCUGAGGUACCCGGGCAACGAGGCCCCUGGCUACAGCUCUUCGAGCACAGCUGGUGCCUCGUCCUCUUACCCCGCCUAUUCCAGCGGAGGUGGUAUGUAUCCUGGUCAGUAUGCAGGCCAGUCGCCGCAAUACUCGUCGCCGAGUACUGCCGACCCCCGGUAUGUGGCUGCCCCCGUGCCCGGGUCCAUGGGCGCCGCAUACCAGAUGCAGACGGAGCCGGUCGCGGUCGGGGCCUACCAACAUGGGAGCAACUACCGUGUCUCGGACCAGUACAGCGCCGACCGGAUGAACGUGGACUCGGGACCGCGGUACACUACCUCUGCGCAGCAGCAGCCCUACCAGACCAGCCAGGGCUAUGCCUACCAGCAGGCCCCUGCGGGCAGUGCCGGGUACGCGCAGCCCGUCGACAACUUCUACGGCCGUGGUGCGUAUCCUGCUACAACAACUCCUACCACGCAAGCGCCAGCGUCUGAUUUCUUAGCAUCUCCAGCAAGCAACCUGCCCGUAGGCUACAGCCCGACUCCAGAUCCCACACAGUAUGAAGAAUCCCAACCCCAGCCCCCUCUCUCUCGCCCUGCGACCAAGGUCUCCUCCAGUGCACAGGCUCAAACCGGCAGCAGCGGAUCCGGCCGAAGAGAUCGCGACCAGCGCGAUUCCCGCGAUGCGACCGAGAAGCGUUCCCGACACCACCACUACCGGUAA